AUGAGCAGCAGGAACCCACCCAGGCUCCUGGACCUUGCCAUCCAGAGUGUGCUGCAGGAUGAGGCCGCAGCCAUUGACGCUCUGGAGUGGCUGCCCACACAACUUUUUCCUCCUUUGUUCAUGGCAGCUGUUGUCGGAGAACACAGAGAGACAAUUAAGGCCAUGGUUGGGGUGUGGCCCUUCCUCAAGCUCCCUCUGGGGGCUCUGAUGGAAGAUUGUCCGUCUCCCCCUGACGUCUUAAAGGCUGCACUUGAUGGUCUUGCUAUCCUGCUUUCCCAGAAGGGGAAGCACAGGAGGUGCAAACUGAAAGUGCUGGAUUUACAAGUGAACACUGGGACCAACUUCUGGAAAGUGUGGGCUGGAGCCGAGUCUACUGCCUCUAUGACGCCAUCAGAGGAUGCAGAGUCCACCCAGCCCCACACUCAGAUCCCCAAAGAAGACAAAUCCAGGUCAGUGGAGAAGCAUCCAGCCUUGGCUGGGAUGACAGUGCUCACAGACCUGUGCCUUCAGGAAGACAUCCCAGAUGAAUUGCUCACCUUCCUCAUCGAAAGGGUCAAGCAGAGGAAGGAUCUGCCACACCUGUGCUGUAGGAAGAUCAAGUUUAUUUGGAAUGUUGCCCAUCUUUCCAUUCUUGGGGAGAUCCUCAACAUGGUGCAGCUGGACUCUGUCCAGGAGGUGAGAUUGCUUGGUAGUUGGGACCUGCAAAGACUCAACUGGUUUGCUCCUUACCUGGCCCAGAUGAUCCACCUGCAUACACUCAUUCUCUCUGAAUGCACCCUCUACUGCAUCGUCCCCGGGGAGGAAGAUAAGGACGAGGUGCAGAAGCUACUUCAACAAUUCACCUCUCGGCUCCUCAGUCUGGAUCAGCUCCAAACCCUCAUCCUGCACUCUGCUCGCUUCCUCGAUAACCACCUGUACCAGCUGCUCAGGAGCUUGCAGGGCCCCUUGGACACCCUCCACAUAAGCCAUUCCUCGCUUAUGGACCAUGACUUGACAUACCUGUCCUCAUGUCCCUGCACCAGCCACCUAAAGUCCCUUGAUUUGAGUGGUGACUGCUUUGGGAGCCGAAUGAUGAGCAUGAGACGCAGAAACGCACGCAGGAUCGUGGACCUGGCCAUCCAGACGGUGUUGCGGAACGAGACCUCAGUCAUUGCCGCUCUGGAGUGGCUGCCCACAGAGCUCUUCCUCCCCUUCUUCAUGGAAGCUGUUGUUGGGGGACACACAGAGAUAGUGAAAGCCAUGAGGAUCCAGUGA
Molecule: messenger RNA, 1254 nt
Organism: Echinops telfairi (small Madagascar hedgehog)
Lineage: Eukaryota; Metazoa; Chordata; Mammalia; Afrosoricida; Tenrecidae
Product: melanoma antigen preferentially expressed in tumors-like
Exons: 3
Coding region: 1-1254 (417 amino acids)
Biological process (GO): negative regulation of cell differentiation; positive regulation of cell population proliferation; negative regulation of DNA-templated transcription
Cellular component (GO): cytoplasm
Source: RefSeq, a predicted model, not a curated record